GAAGUGCCGCCCUCCGCCCCGCCUCCCCCUUGCGCUGCGCUCUCGCCUUUCGCUGGCUCCGGGUUUGGAGGAGGAGGAGGGGGAAGGAAGGAGGAAGAAGAAGAAGAAGAAGAAGGGAAGGCGCAAAGGCAUCGCGGGGCAAGCAGCAGCAGCAGGAGGAGGAGGGAACGGCGAGGAGGAGGAGGAGGGCGGCUGCCUGCUUGCCUGAGCCCGCCAUCCAUAAUGUCGGACACGGAGGCAAAGCCUUCAACAGAGGACUUAGGCGAUAAGAAAGAGGGAGAAUAUAUUAAACUCAAAGUAAUCGGGCAGGACAGCAGUGAGAUCCACUUCAAAGUGAAAAUGACAACGCAUCUAAAAAAACUUAAAGAAUCAUACUGUCAGAGACAGGGAGUCCCAAUGAAUUCACUCAGGUUCCUCUUUGAGGGUCAGAGAAUUACUGAUAAUCAUACUCCAAAAGAGCUUGGAAUGGAAGAGGAAGAUGUGAUUGAGGUUUAUCAGGAACAGACCGGAGGCCAUUCAAGAAUUUAGAGUGUUUGCUUCUCUUCCCCCUCCCCCCUUCCCUUUUAUCCUUUUUUAUUUUUAAAUAAUAGUUUUUGUAAUGUGGUAUAUAACACUGAAUUGAAAUCAGCAUCCCACUCCCAUAUCUGGUGUAUUAUUUCCAAACGUCUGUUCUGAAUUCUUGUGCUCAUACAUUUAUCAUUUGUUUUCAUUGUGCCGAAUUCUUGUGAUCCCGCUGUGGUUGUAUUUCCCUAUUUUUUUCCCUGUUUCCUUUUUAGAAAUACACUCUUCCACACACAAAUUUGUGUGAUGACAAGGCUCCUGUGUUCAAGUUCGUGAACAGAUUUGCCAGAUGGGCAAAGGUUCCUAAUAACUUCCAUAUUGGUCCCCAAGUUUUGAUGUAUGGCUUCCUCUUGUGGAUUUUAAGAUACGGAGAUGAAGCUUUUCUGAAAUCUAAACAGAAAUACUACGUCCUCAAAUUAUGUACUGUUUUCUGUAGCUUUUGCUGAUGGCCUAAGUACUGAUGUGGGAAAAUGUAUUUUUUUCUGGUAAUAUAUUUGAAAUGGCUUUAACUGAAGAUAUGGAGAAUUCUCUUCCUAUUUACUGUCAGAAUAGCCCAGGAAAGCCCUAAUUUUUAGUAUCUAAUAAUAACUUCAUGCAUCAAGAGGUAAUUAUGAUUUUUACGUUGUUGUAUCUUUUUGACUUGGAAUGUGGUUUGGAAUGAGCAUAGACUGUACCAACUUUCCUUUAAAUAAAUGAAAGGAAACCAAUUUGUAAACCUCUGCAUUUUCUUUUGAGAUGCCCGGACCUGUGAGACUAUUUGGCAAAAGCAGUGAAGGAUAUUUAAAGAACUUGUGGUUUCAUACAUUGACCACUGCUUUGGUAUCUUGUGCUAUAAAGAUGUUUUUGUUCAAAUUUGAUUCAUUUUAUGAGCCAGCAUCCUUUUUGCUGCUUGUGCUCAAAUAUUAAAUAGCACAGUAUUUUCUCAAUUGUGUUUUGUAUUUGCAGCGUGAGGCUCUGGGAUUCUAUAAAAACAAUGUAAAAGAAAGUUAUAAUGUAAAAGAAAAUUAAGUUAUAAGACUUGAGGAGGAAAAAAAGACAAAGCCUUUGUUAACCUGCCUCAUAACAUUUUCUCUAGAUGUGAUAGCUGAUAGGACCCACCAAAGUCUUCUUUUCAGAAAUUAGUCCAAGAAAGUGUCAUUAAUAUUGAUGGGAUUCAAAUUAAUCAUGAUGUAUGUGAUCUACCUUUUUAAAUAUAGCUUAAGCAUAACCUCUUCUUAAUUGAGAUCCAAGUGCUUAGUGCUGCCUUGGAAACCCUAAAUCAGUGAUUCUCAACCUACAACUCCCAGAAAUCCCAGUCAGUUUACCAGCUGUUAGGAUUUCUGGGAGUUGAAGGCCAAAACAUCUGGGGACCCACAAGUUGAGAACCACUGCCCUAAACAAUCCUGGACCCAGGUCUGUCAGAUUUCCUCUUCUGUGGAAAUGAAAAUAAAUCUUGUGUGUCAGGGUGCUUAUUGAAGGUGCAGAGGCAGUUGAACAAGCACUGAUCUAAGGUCAAUGUACUCAUCCUUUGAAGUUUAAAGUAUUGCCACUUGACUUCAGGAGGAUCCGGAUUUUGAACUUUAAACCAGAUCCCAUUUCUAUGUAUGUUAAGUCUAUCCCCUUUCCAGAGAGGUCAUGUCUAUGUAAGUGUUCUUAGGGUGUAGCUAGCUCUCUGCAAAUUUACCAAGAUGAUGCUACGGUCAAGUACAAUAGCAAAGGGUCAGAACAACUUUCUGAAACACAAGAUUUCACUGGUUUUGUGGAGUUUAUUCUGUGAUGUAGUAUUUUGAAAUGAGAACUCUUCCCUUUUGAAAGAAAAGUUUCCUGAUCAGUGUCUAGUUCAGCAUUGUUCACCUUCACACCUAUUUUAGUAAUUUGCAGAACUUUGUCAUAGAAAGCCUGUCUUGCUAGAAGGGAUUUUUAGCUCAGGUUUGUAGUAUGAUAAUGGCAGGAUUAGAAACACGAUGCUCUACCUCUGCCUUUUUUUUCCUUGCAAGGGGAGUGGGAAAAGAACAGAAAUUGAGAACGCAAUGUUACUAAGCAUGUUUUAAAAACCGGUUAAUUGUAAGUUAAACCUUUUAUUUUCAGUUGGCACUUACUGUAAAGUGUUAAAUGGAUCUUUUCCAACGCGUGUAGUUUCCAUAUCCCACUUCUGAUGCCUUUUUGUACACAUGUUAAACUUUUUUUAAAAAUUAAAAUCUGUUUUCAAAAAUCAA
Molecule: messenger RNA, 2756 nt
Organism: Anolis carolinensis (green anole)
Lineage: Eukaryota; Metazoa; Chordata; Lepidosauria; Squamata; Anolidae
Gene: sumo1
Product: small ubiquitin like modifier 1
Exons: 5
Coding region: 223-528 (101 amino acids)
Biological process (GO): protein sumoylation
Cellular component (GO): nucleus; PML body
Molecular function (GO): ubiquitin-like protein ligase binding; protein tag activity
Source: RefSeq, a predicted model, not a curated record